GCAGCCUCCAUGUUACAUUGGUAGUUUAUGUCGUUUUUAGCAUAUAAAUACGUGAAAAUGUAAGGCAACUACUUAGUAAUACAAGCACCAAUUAUUUUUACAAUUCAAAUGCAUCUUGUUGUGAUAUUAAGGCAGAUUACAGUCUAGGAACUUAUACUUUGCAUAUUUCGGUCAUCGUGGACACAACAUCCAGGAGAUUGUUAUACUAAAUUGAAACAAGAAUGGGCAAAGUUAAACGUCAAAGGCAGAAGGUACACAAUGCAGCAGUUAAGGUGAAACAGCCGGAGAGUUCAAAGAGCAAGGUUCCAAAGUCUAUUUUGAAGGACCUUCCAGCUGGUCUGACCCACGCUGAUGUACAGAAAUCCAGCCUAUUUGACAGCAUUGACUUGAGUAAAUACAACAUCACAACCAAACUGCCAGAGUUUGACGCCAGAAGUACCCUCUCAUCAAAAUCUCUGAAAGGCCUCAGCUUGAAGAAGAAGGAAAAGCAGAAGUUGAGACAUGAGCUGUGGAUACAGAAGCUUAGUGCAAUAGACGCUGCCAAACAAAAGGAAAAGGAAAAGAAACGUAAGGAACAGACACCAGUUGUUGGGGACAUUGGAGCACUGGCCGAUGCCUUACCCACACUGGACCUGCUGCUCAAAGAAUCUGCAGGGACAAAAUCUGCCAGCAAUGAACCGAAAAAGCCUAAAGGGAUACAGAAAGAAAAGAAACGGAGAAAACAAAUGCUAGCGGACAUCGCUGUGUUCCAGAAGGUCAUUUCCCAUCCAUCUUUCAAAGAAAACCCAACGGCCACCAUAUCUGACCAUUUACAGGAGCGCCACAAGCAGGAAGAAAUGGACACCUAACAUCAUAAAAAUCUAUAUAAACUAUAGCUAUAAGCCCCAUGAAAAUUAAUAAGGACUAUUUGACCUUUGUUUCGGGGAAAACAAUGUUGUGGUAUUGCUGUUGCUAUGGUGCCAUUGUUGACACUGAGUUGUCUUUCAAAACGUUGGCUAGGGAAACCACUCAAGAUAUUUAAAUGAAACUCUUUACACAUGUUUCUAUGGUGUUACCAGGCCUCGAAAAAUUUGUUUUUGGUCACUUACCCUCCUUUGUUUUCUUCAAUUCCCUGAAGAAUUAUCUCCAACAUACAAUCGAUUAAACAGUCUCUGGGUUCGACCAUGUGCAUUUGAUAAAAAUGAGGCCUCAUUUCCGGUUGCGAUUAGACUGUUUACAUUAUUAAUUAUAAUGUUUAUCGCAAUCCUUUCAUUUUGGAAAAUAAAUUGGAUUAAAAAUUAAAUCCGGAGAAUCUAAAUCGCCUGGGCGGACGAGUGUGAUUGAAUUUCUUUUCGCACAACCUCAAUAAUCACUCGCAAAUGCGAGCAAGCAAGUGGAUUUGUAGCGACCUGAAUAACAACUUCUAUAGCAAGUCACAUAAAUCUAUGUUACGCUUAUUGUUAGUGUAGUUGUGUCUUUAAAAAGUAAGGAAAAAACGGACGAACUUUGGCUGUGUUCUCUGUUUGUUUUUCUAGCAUACUUACAUUUUUUUUGUGUUUCACAGACAAGUAGUAGUAAGUGUAUUUUAAUAGCAUUGGCAUUGUGCAAAAUCUUUGAUAUAAGCAAUAACUAAAAUAACUGAGUAUUCAGCUGAACCUUGGUACACAUGUUGCCGGAGACAAUACGCAUUGGUACAGCCAUGUCCAUAACUCUGGCAUCAAUAUUUGUUGAAUUAUGGCCCUUGUUUUAUUGGAAAAAAAACAACAGACAAGUGUUUGCUUUCUCUAUGCAGCACUCUUGUAACAAGUUCUUUCUGUAACUUGUAGCUUGUACAAUGACUGUAUGUGGUCAUAGUUUACACUUUUGUAAACACUUGUUAAGGGGUUCCACCACAAGUUUUUUUGUUGUUCAAAUGCGUGUAUUUGUACAAAGAUGGAGUUGAAUGGGACGUUUUUGCUUGAUAGAUGUACCAAUUUACACAUUAACGUCUAUACUUAAGCCCUUUUCUAUGAAGAGUUAAUAAAUAAUCAAUUCCAUUACUUUGCGGAUUGAAGAUUUAUACUCUGAAUACAAGUCUGUGAAAGUCUAAAUUCCAGGGCAUUAGUGGUUUAUUAUUAGUUAGAGUUGUACACAUAAAAAAUAUGUAUUUUCGCAUGUUGAAUUCUCCUUUUUUCAAUUCUUAAUCUUUCGUAGUCAUGGUUUCACUUCGGAGCUCAUUACAGUAUGCUAAGCUGAUGUUAGUCUGAUAUGUUAUUGUUUUAGAAAACUAGUACUUGCCACCAGUAACUGACCAAUGCUGAUCAAGGUGUUGUUUUGUUGAUUAUGGGAUUUUGUUUUGAUGAUGAUAAACAAUAAAAAUA
Molecule: messenger RNA, 2339 nt
Organism: Mya arenaria
Lineage: Eukaryota; Metazoa; Mollusca; Bivalvia; Myida; Myidae
Product: ribosome biogenesis protein SLX9 homolog
Exons: 7
Coding region: 222-848 (208 amino acids)
Biological process (GO): maturation of SSU-rRNA from tricistronic rRNA transcript (SSU-rRNA, 5.8S rRNA, LSU-rRNA)
Cellular component (GO): preribosome, small subunit precursor; nucleolus; 90S preribosome
Source: RefSeq, a predicted model, not a curated record